AUGUACCGACAAGUAUUGUCUGUUCGAUCUCGUCUUUUAUCAAUACGAAUUAAUGAAAGGUCUCAAGUUGCUUGUCUCUCUUCAUUACAAGCGGAAUGGAGUAAAGCUGCUACGAAACAAUUAAAGAAAACACCGUUAGAUUCGCUCAAUUGGACAACUUAUGAAGAUAUUAAAUUAAAACCGUUGUACACAUCAGAUGAUGUCAAAAGUAAAGAAGAAAUUCCCGGUGUAUUUCCAUAUACUCGUGGUCCAUAUCCAACAAUGUAUGCUCAACGACCGUGGACCAUUCGACAGUAUGCUGGCUUUAGUACUGUCGAAGAAUCGAAUCGAUUUUAUCGAGCAAAUUUAAAAGCUGGUCAGCAAGGUCUUUCGGUAGCUUUUGAUUUAGCUACACAUCGUGGCUAUGAUUCUGAUAAUGAACGUGUCAGUGGUGAUGUUGGAAUGGCUGGUGUUGCUAUUGAUACUGUUGAAGAUAUGAAACAAUUAUUCGAUUCAAUUCCUCUGUCGAAAAUCUCUGUAUCGAUGACAAUGAAUGGUGCUGUCCUACCAGUUCUUGCUAUGUAUGUUGUUGCUGCUGAAGAACAGGGAGCUAAGCAAGCUGAGUUAAGUGGAACAAUUCAAAAUGAUAUUUUGAAAGAAUUUAUGGUUCGUAAUACCUAUAUUUAUCCACCGGAACCGUCGAUGAAAAUCAUUGCUGAUAUUUUUCGAUAUACAUCGAAGAAUAUGCCUCAAUUUAAUUCAAUUUCCAUCAGUGGUUAUCACAUGCAAGAAGCCGGUGCAACAGCAACACUUGAGUUAGCCUAUACGAUCGCUGAUGGUUUGGAAUACUGUCGAACUGGUCUGAAUGCUGGUUUGGCUAUUGAUGAUUUUGCACCACGUCUUUCAUUCUUCUGGGGUAUCGGAAUGAAUUUCUAUAUGGAAAUUGCCAAACUUCGAGCAGCUCGUCGUCUUUGGGCAACUUUGAUGAAAAAAAAUUUCUCGCCAAAAAAAGCUCAAUCAAUGAUGUUACGUUGCCAUUGUCAAACAUCUGGCUGGUCGCUAACAGCACAAGAUCCAUACAAUAACAUCAUCCGUACAACAUUAGAAGCUUUAUCAGCUGUCUUUGGUGGUACUCAAUCACUCCAUACGAAUUCAUUCGACGAAGCACUUGCUCUUCCAUCUGUACAAAGUGCACGCAUUGCAAGAAAUACUCAAAUCAUUCUACAAGAAGAAACGGGCAUUCCAAAGAUCAUUGAUCCAUGGGCUGGUUCCUAUAUGAUGGAAGCAUUGACUGAUGAAGUUUACAAUAAAGCUCUUGAAUUGAUUAAUGAGGUUGAAGAAAUGGGUGGUAUGGCAAAGGCUAUUAUUGCUGGCGUACCAAAAUUAAAAAUCGAAGAAUGUGCUGCAAGACGACAAGCAAUGAUCGACGAUGGAAAAGAAACAAUUGUUGGCGUAAAUAAAUAUAAAUUAGAGAAAGAGGACGUUAUUCAAGUUCUUCAAAUUGAUAAUCGACAAGUUCGACAACAACAAAUUGAGAAAAUCAAGAAAGUUAAACAAGCACGUGAUCAAUCAAAAGCUAAUCAAUGUUUGGAAAAGAUUCGAGAAGUUGCUCGGGACAAAUCUGGGAAAGGAAAUCUAUUGGAAGUAUCGAUCGAAGCAGCACGUGCUCGAUGUACAUUGGGAGAAAUUUCUCAAGCUUUGGAAGAUGUUUUCUCGCGACAUGUUGCUGAUUCACGUCUUGUUAGCGGAGCAUAUCGAAAAACAUUCAAUGAUGGCAAAGAUAAUAAUGAACUUAAACAAGUAGCCGAUCGAGUCGAGAAAUUCUCAAAAAUCGAUGGUCGACGUCCUCGAAUUCUCGUAGCCAAAGUGGGUCAAGAUGGACAUGAUCGCGGUGCAAAAGUUAUUGCGUCAGCAUUUAGUGAUCUUGGAUUUGAUGUCGAUAUCGGACCUCUAUUUGCGACUCCAUCGGAAGUUGCCCUUCAAGCCAUUGAUGCUGAUGUUCAUGUUGUUGGCGUUAGCACAUUAGGUGCAGGACACAAAACACUUGUACCUGAAUUGAUUAAAAAAUUGGCAGAAUUAGGUCGACGUGAUAUUGUGGUUACUGUUGGUGGUGUCAUUCCACCUCAAGAUUACCAACAAUUGUAUGAUCAAGGCGUAAAACUUAUCUUCGGACCGGGAACUCGUAUUCCUGAAGCAGCUCUUCAAAUUCUUGAUCAUGUCGAAAAGACAUUCACUUCAUCAACUAAAUCGAAAUGA
Molecule: messenger RNA, 2235 nt
Organism: Adineta ricciae
Lineage: Eukaryota; Metazoa; Rotifera; Eurotatoria; Adinetida; Adinetidae
Source: the annotation of a GenBank genome assembly